AUGCAGUGCUCUCUGUGCAAGCUGCGUACCCACCAGUGGUGUUUCCUUCUCUUCAACGUUCUCCUCUUCCAUGCCUUGUUGUUUGGGGCUGACUUUGUCGAGGAGUACCUCCUGCAGCCCACACCUGCUGUCUACACUGAUGGCACUGUCGUUGAUGUAAGAGAGAAAGCGAGGAAACUAGAUCUGAGCAACGCCAGGGAGAAUGUGUCCCAGGCCUACCCCAUCGCUAACCCUGAUGCCUGCAGUAACUCAGACCUCUUCCUCCUUACACUAGUUUUCAGCUCCCCAGGUAAUAUCACUCAAAGAGAUGCAGUCAGGAGAUCAUGGGCCAACCAAACACUUGUCGAAGGCUUCCCAGUGAGGGUACUGUUCUUCUUAGGAUCAACUAAGACUUCUGCUGCACAAGACGCCCUCGUGAUAGAGUUUGACCGCUUUGGGGACAUGGUUCAAGGUCAUGCUGUGGCCGACUCGUCCCUCCGUGGCCAGACAGAGAGGACUGUACUGGCACUCCGCUGGGUGAUCACCUUCUGUCCUCUGGCACGCUUUGUUCUGCUGACCAAGGACUCUGUGUUUGUCAACCUCCCUGCCAUCGGAGACUACCUGCUUGGGCUACACAGGCACCCUGAGGACCUUUAUCUAGGUAGGGUGAUUCAGAGAGACUCACCUGAUAGAGACCCCAAUAGUCCUGGCUACCUGCCCCCAGUUCUAUACCCUGACAAGUACCUGCCUGAAUACUGUGAUGGAACGGCUUAUGUUUUAUCCCAAGAUGUGGUCCGGAAAGUGUACAUAGCGUCUGCAGCUGUCCGUGCACCUGUGAAAGCUGAUGUUUUUGUGGGCCUUUGUUCUCAGAGGGCUGGUGUGUCACCAACCCACAGUGCUAGGUUCUCAGGAGAGAAACAUAUCCGCUACAACACCUGCUGCUACCGCUAUCUCUUCAGUUCAGCAGGAAUGGCAAACCAUGAACUAGAAACAGUGUGGGCAGACCUGGGACAGAAGGGUGGAAGAUGCUCCCUGUUACAGACCUACUACGGCCUGGUGACUUGCAAGGCCCUUACAUACCUAGAUAAACUGUCCUUCUUCAACUCCCAGGGACAAGCUUAAUUGCAUGGUUAAUUGACGGAGUGUGUGUGUGAUUAGUUUGUAAGUACAAGAGAGACAAAAACUGACAGGAAGUUGGGUUGAAAGAAACAAAAGGAAUGUGUGUGUAAGUUUGUUGUCCUUGUGCAUAUGUGGGUGGCAGUGUCUGCUUUAAUUGUGUUAAUUUCAGAUCAGAGUCUUGGUGUGACAGCUCAGAUCACUAUAAUGAGAAAGUGAAUUAUUGUAAUACAUUGUUUGUUUUGUGUGUACAUUGUGUAUCCACGGGGCCAGGUUUAUGUAAAUAAGAGUGCAGUGCAAAGUUGACUUCUAAUUCAGUAGAAACAUUAAUUCUUUUUUCUCGAGUGAAUUUUGCAGAUUUUCCACAAAAACAAAAUCCACUUAUGUUUAUUUCCAUGUACAUAAUGUUGUCUUUAUCUUAUAUUUAAACUGAUGUUUUCCAAGAGCCAGUGCAGAGGAGGCAGACAUGAAGAAAAAGAUAAAAAUGUGAAGUGAAACUAAAGCCAAAUAUACCUUUAUCACAGCAAACACUUAGAUUUUUUCAAAGACAGCUGUAAAUGAUAACAUUAUUAACUGCUGCAUUGCUUUGUAAUAAUAGCUAGAAAGGAGCUGUCGUCAAUGUUUGUAAUUUCACCUGUGCUUUCCUGCUUAACGAAGGAGUAAUGUACUUUUUUUUUUUUUUUUUAAUUCUUCGAGGGGUCAGAUUUCACAGGAUCUUGUUGUCCUUUGAGUCAUUCUGGCUGAUUGAACCUCUGCUCACGCUGAAGUUUAAGUGAAGAUAUGAUUGGAAUAUGCCUUGAAGACAUUUUGACAUGUCUCAGUGGGAAAAAAGCACAGGUGUAAAUGAUAAAAUCACAGAUGGGUGAAUUCUGUUUAGCUUCUUCGGUUUCAGGGUUUGUGAGGUUAUAGACUCCAUGUACUCAUAAUAAAUGUUUUACCAUGGCAGACAUUUUAAUUCAUCAUUCCAGAGAAGCAGAGAUGAAACUAAUGAUAAUGAUGAGGGCUCCUUAGCUGUUCGGUGCACAAAUGUCAGUAUUGGAUUUCACAAAACUAAAUGGGAUGCAGAUAUCAUUAAUGUUAUUAAUCGCACAUGUGUUUUUCCUGCUGUGAUAAUUCCAAUUGUGUGGUUUAAAAAGGCCUAAAGAUGUUUUCUUGCUCUUACGGCACAUGCUAAAAUAACAAGUAGGUGAGUCAGGGAGAUAUACAUCUGUGCAUGCACACGCAGUCCUGGGAGGAAGUCUAAUCAGGCACAAUAAUUAAUAACACCUGUGUGGGUGGAUAUUGGUGUGGAG
This is a messenger RNA of Seriola aureovittata, 2387 nucleotides long. RefSeq names its product beta-1,3-galactosyltransferase 9. The coding region runs from base 1 to 1101 and encodes 366 amino acids. The record is from RefSeq and is a predicted model, not a curated record. Gene Ontology annotation, molecular function: hexosyltransferase activity. NCBI's taxonomy places the organism in Eukaryota, Metazoa, Chordata, Actinopteri, Carangiformes, Carangidae. Gene Ontology annotation, cellular component: membrane. The transcript is spliced from 2 exons.